Molecule: messenger RNA, 1007 nt
Organism: Contarinia nasturtii (swede midge)
Lineage: Eukaryota; Metazoa; Arthropoda; Insecta; Diptera; Cecidomyiidae
Exons: 6
Coding region: 228-908 (226 amino acids)
Source: RefSeq, a predicted model, not a curated record
UUUUGCAUAUUCAUUCCGCCGCUAUCUACCGAACCGCAAACACUACUAGAGUCAACCAAAUUUUAUUGCGUGCCAUUUUUCAAGUAAAAUCGGUCAAAAAUCGUGCUUGUUAACAAAUCAUUUACUUCUCUUUGUGUUUUUUUUUUGUUCAACAAGUUUUUUUUAUUCGAACAGUUUUACUGCUGACUAUCAAUAUCCACGAUUUAAAGCUAAUCGCAUUUAUAGAUAUGGAUCAACAAAACGCUGAUAUCAUGAAAAAUUGCGAAGAAUUAACGGAAAAAGUUGAGAGAGCGACACAGAAGCUAAUCGACACCGUUGGGACAGAUGUGGCAAAAAGCGAAGAAUUCAUAAAACAUGCUGAAAAUUAUUUUAAUUUAGGGUGCAACGGGGCAUUCGCCGAUUACAAUCUUUUCAGAAAUUCGAAGGCGGUAGUUCCACCAAAGUCAGAUGAUUCCGGCACUGAAUCGACAAACGGUGACAAUAUCGAGGCAUCGACAAGUAAUCUAAAUGGUAGCAAUUCAAGUGGUAAUCGAAAAUCGACAUCGUCACAAACCGUUAAGCCAUCGACGUUAUCACAAACCGCUAUACCAUCGACGUCAUCAAAUAACACGGAACAAAGGUCAACGCGAUCUCGAAAAAAAACCGAAAGUUACAAACAAGAAUUAUCAUUCGAACAAAAACCAAAACCAAAACCAGCAAGAACAAGAAACAGUAUCGAUGCCAAGCGACCAAACACCAAGGAUGCGGUGGCGGCAAACGACAAAGGGUUAAAGACAUCACAUAUUUGUAAAUUUUGUCCUAAUCACACUAGUUUUAGUGUCGAAGAUUUUAUUAAACACUUGAAAGAAUUUCAUAAAUUCUACAACGUCAACAAAGACAAUUACCACGAAUACUUAAAAGAAAAUUAAAAUGCAUUAGCUUUAAGCAACGAUCUGAACAAAUUAUUCAAUGUUAAAUGACAAAAAUAGUAUUUUGACUACAAAUAAACCUGACAACUAAUAGAGAGA